This is a messenger RNA of Caenorhabditis auriculariae, 17358 nucleotides long. The record is from the annotation of a GenBank genome assembly. Lineage: Eukaryota; Metazoa; Nematoda; Chromadorea; Rhabditida; Rhabditidae.
AUGUCUCUUUUGAUAAGGUAAGUUCAUUCAAAGUACUGGAAAAAUUCAUUCGCUCGAUUAUUAUGAUGCAACCUAAAAAAACGUCAUUUUUCCCUAUUUUCGAUAUAAAAUAUGUUUUAAACCUGGAAGAUAUGAAAACAAAACCGUAGAAAAAAAUUGAAAAACAAAUAAUAUGAGAACAAAAAAACCACUCAUCGAAAAAAAGAAAUUGACCAAAAAAACCACCAAUGGAAGUCAAAAUUUCCAGGUGGUCCUAUCCUUAUUGAACGGUCGAAAAACCGUUUUUUCGAUGGCAUUUUCGUAGGAAAAGGGCUAGGAUAAUGAAAGUUUGGCUCUGGGGGUUGUUUUGUACUCUGAAUCGAAUGGCAUUUACAGAUUUUUGAUAUCUUUCCGUAUUUUGCCAGAAGGUCCGAAAUCGAGGGGGGGGGUCCUAUCCUUAUUGAACGCAGUGUAGUUUGUCUAUAAGGGAAUAGGACAGUUUUUCUAUAAGGAAAAACUGUCAGAAACUUUUUUGCACUAAACACAUUACAAAGCAGACUGAGAAUCGAAAAUAUUAAAGUCGUACUUUUUCCGUUAGUGGAAAACUUAAAGAGUUUAACUCUCGCUGAAGAACAAGUACACACGUUGAAAAAUGAAUCUCUAGAGAACGGCUUUAAAAAACGAAAGGUCAAAAGACCCAAAUGAAAUUCUUUCUGUGUCUCUCGGUAAAUUUUUUUUCAGUUUUAAAAAUGAUCAAAAAAAUGGUUUUAGAAGCUUCCACAUCUCUCUAUUUCAUUCAUCGAUAUCCGACAAAAAAAACUUUGAGGAAAAAACUUGAUUAGGGUCUGUGUUCGAGUUUUUUUAAAUUUUUUUCAUAAAGGUAUAGCUUGAACCAGAUUUUUUUAAGGAAAGUUCAUUAACGAUAAAAAAAGCACUGAGUGAAAUUAAAAGCUCUGAAACAAGCAAAAAAGGGAGGUGUCGUGCUGAAGUCAAGUCGAGAGAGACGACAUUGCACCAAAUUUACUAACUAGCUCGAGUGAGAGCGUGUGGUUGCAAGUGCCAAAAUUUGAAACGCGUCCGGGGGUCGUCCGGACAUAUUCUCAGAGAAGAAGUUGCAUUUUUCGCAGGGCCCACGGAUUGACGGCAAUAAUCACCCUUGGGGUAUUGCCGCGCCUUGGUAAACGUCUCGAAGACGCGGCUCUCAGUCAUUGACGCGCUGCUUUGCCAGCCUUGGCAGCUUCAUGUUGCUUGAUAGAUGCUUUAGGUCUUCGGAGAGCAACAGCAAUUUUGGUUUUUGAACUUGCCGCUCCACUGUAAUUCAAAUCGUAGAAGAUGAAGAUUAAUUAUGCAAUCUAGAACGAGCUGUGAAGUUUCUUCAGACGAAUCUUGUUUUCCGAAAAUUUGGGAAAAAAGUCAUCAUGGAGACAAAAAAGUUGCACUUCCAAAAAACUAAAUAUAGCCUUUCGUUAAAGUGUUCCAUCUGCUCCACAUUUUUUUUCUGUUAGACGACAUUCGAAAAGCACCAAAAAAUCUCGUUCGAAUUUUGAGGAAAAAUUCAGAAAUACUCACUUAAGAAGGCACUUUUAAAGUAUAGAAAAGGUAACUAGAGAAAAUUAUAAUAACGACAGAACUUUAGGGGAUUACAAAAAACUUUCACGUGGAACUGUAUUUUAUUGAGUAUUCAGAUUGUGAAUUAAACGAAAUUCCUCAAAAAACGCGAAAUAUGCUUUUCACACUAGUCUCAAUUACCUUGAUAUAGAUUUUUUUUUCAAGUUCUUUUGCGCGUUACUGUAUGAGUCCCAGAUUAGCCUUUUGAGACCGGCAAGCUAAUGUAUCGUGCCUGAACCGGUGGGAGUGACCCAAGUGUUCCUGUCAUUGUCUUUUUCAGUGAUCUACGGCAUGAUGUGAGGUUGAUCGUUCUCUGCGUUGGUCGUUCUCUGCUCAUUCUCUGCGCGAUCCACCAAUCAGUUCUCUUACAGCGCAUUUUAAGCACUGCUUCGUUCCUUUCUGCUUCGUUCAACUGUCUAUCAGAUUACGGUAUCAAUAGUCUUUUAACUUCAAAACUCCUUGAAAAUUUAAGAACAAGAUUGUUUUUGUUCGAUAGAUACGCUUUCAAAACCUCCCCAUGUUACUGUAAAACUUGUUCAAGGUUGUGAGAGGUAUCUUAAAAAAAGAGUAUAUUUUUGAAAAGCUUUUAAUAUAAAUUUUCUAGAAUGAAAAAUUUUUUUCAUUUUUUUACAGUAAUCUACAUUUAUUUUUUUCAGAGAAUGGUUUUUAAUUGCAUGUUUUCUCUUUGAAACGCACUUCCUAUCUCACAAUUUUUUUGAUCGGAAUAUAUUUUACAAUAAUUCUUAUCCAGAAACUCUUUUUUUCAAUAUAUUAUUCAGACAAAAAGUUCUUCCCGGAAAUGUUGUCGAAUUUCGCGUCAAGAUUUUCUCUUCUAAGGUGUGCAGUUCCAAGCGGUGUCACUGCUCAACGACAAUUAUGUUUUGGUUGGAUAAUUCUCUAAAAAAAACAAAAAAACUAUUCCAAACAGAUUUAACAGAGACCAGCAAAGAGAUUCAGUCCGCAGCUCUGAAGUUCUCAAAAGAGGCAGGCGAAAAAAGAUUCAAAAUAACAGUAUAGGGAAAUUUAGGUUUUGAUACCCAAUGCUUCUCGUUUCGACGAGUCUAGCGAGUUUCCAUGGGAGAUUAUCAAGCAAGCACACGCUCUGGGCUUGAUGAGCACUCAGAUUCCAGAAAAAUACGGUACCACAACACACUCAACAUUUUAUCUUUUCAUUGCAAUAUUAAGGUGGACCAGGCUUGAGCACUCUCGACACAACGCUGAUCGUUGAAGCUUUGGCCUACGGUUGUGCUGGAAUCCAGUUUGCGAUUUUUUGUCCUUCGUUGGCGAUUGCGCCUGUCCUAAUCGCUGGAAAUGAAGACCAGAAAAAGGAGUUUCUGGGUAAUUUAGACUUCUUUAUUACCAAACUUUUUUAUUUUAUCCAGGAAGACUAGCCUCAGAGCCGGUCAUCGCAUCAUUUUGUGUUACCGAGCCAAACGCUGGAUCUGACGUCAACGGCGUCAAAACAAAGGUUUCAUUUUUCUUUUCAAAUUUAUUUUCAAACUUCAGGCGGAGAAAAAAGGAGACCAAUGGAUAAUUAACGGGAACAAGUCCUGGAUUUCCGGUGGUGGACAUGCGCAAUGGUUUGUUCUCAAGAAAGGAGAAUGUUAACUUCUUUUCAGGUUUUUUGUACUCGCAAGAACAGACAGUGAUCCCAAAACGCCUGCGAGCAAAGCGUUUACAGCAUUCAUUGUGGAUGGAGAUACACCUGGGAUUAUUCGUGGGAAAAAGGUUGUAAAAAUAAACUUUGUUUUCGAUAAAGUUAAAAUUUAGGAAAAAAUGAUGGGUCAACGCUGUUCUGACACCAGAACCAUAACUUUUGAAGACGUUUGCGUAAAUGAGAAAAAUGUCCUUGGUGCGCCUGGAGACGGAUUUAAGGUUUGAUUUUCGUCAAACUUUAAUCCUACAACUUCAGAUAGUUUACCCUGAAACUUCAUGAAUUUAAACUUUCUGGAAAUUCUGUCAUUUACCAAAGUUCCUAGUUUUUUUUUUUAGAUCACAAUGGCGGCCUUUGACAUGACUCGACCUUCAAUAGCUGCUGCGGCACUGGGAAUGGCUUGGAGGUCUCUCGAUGAAUCAACGCGAUAUGCUUUAGAACGGAAGACCUUCGGCACCCAGAUCGCCAAUGUACUAUUCAUUAUUUUGUGGAAGUAUCUUUUUUUUAGCAUCAAGCCGUCCAAAUAAUCAUUGCUGAAAUGGCGACUAACCUUGAAUUGGCAAGGCUUGCAACGUAUCGUGCAGCUAACGACGUUGACAAGAACGUAAAUAAAAAUUAUAUCAUUUUAUAUCAUUUAAUCAACCUGACAGAUCGGAUCUUCUUACCUCUCUUCAAUUGCUAAAUGUUUCGCUGCGGAUAUGGCCAACCAGGCUGCGUCAAACGCUGUUCAAGUGAUUUUUUUUACGAUUUAAAAAAAUAAAUUCUCAAUAUAUUGAAGAUAUUUGGUGGCAACGGGUUUUGCGCUGAGUUCCCUGUGGAGAAACUCAUGCGAGAUGCUAAGAUCUCUCAAUUGUACGGUGGAACUUCACAGGUAAAUAAAAGUUUUUGAUAGUUCUCAUCAUUAUCAUUGCAGAUUCAACGGGUAGUGAUAGCUCGGAGGCUUUUCGAUCAUUUCCAGCAAAACGGGUCUUCCAGGCUUAAUUUUUAGUGUAUAUUCCUGUCUUGCAUAUUUUUAUAGUGAUUUUGUAAAUAAAUUUCCUUUUUAUAACAGCACAUAAACUGAUUCGACUGACCAAAGCGCUCAAAGAGUGACCAGAAUCAAUUUUUCUUUCGAUUCAUCCACAUACCUGGCUCGAAUUUUUGUGAGCAAAAAUAUUCGCGAAGUUCCCGGUUAAACUUACAGACUCAAAUGGUGAACUUACAGGCACAAAUGUUGAACUUACGGACACAAAUGGUGAAAGUCUCGAAUCAUCAGAAUUGAAAAGCUAAGUUGUAAAUACUCUGUCGAAAAAAUUUCAAAGAAAUUCAUUUUUUUACGAAAACAUUUUAAUCAAGUUGAAAAAAAUUUAAAAGAGAAGGAAAAAAAAUUAUAUGAAGCUCUAAGUUAAUAGCGAGCGACCAUUAUCCGCAAAAAAAAACUUUUUGAGACUUUUCUAAUCUUUUUGUUGAUUGUUUUGUUGGGGAUGAUUUUAAUAUUACUUUUCGUAAAUGUUUUUUCAGACUCGUCAGAAAGCAGUCCGAUUUCGCUGAUGGUUUCGUGCGAGGCGCGAGGAUUAGCGUGAUUCCAAGCGUGCUGGUCGCGCUGAAUGGCUACUUUCCGGUUACUAGGCAGCUCGGACGGCCCGCUGACCUCGAUAUUCCCAGGAGCCGCUCACAGUGUUCCCUCACUGUUGACACCGUCCAUGUUUAACCCAAUGACCACUUCCUGCGUCACAUUUUUCCUGUUACGUAAGUUCCAUUCAUUGAUCGCUCCAAUCAUUUUUUUUUUUUCUGUUAAACCUUAUUCGUUGCAAGUUUUCUGAGAUGUUUGCCUAAAUUUUACAUCGCUGCGAAAAUUCAUACAAACUCGAAAAGAAUGGUGAAAAUAAGAUUGAAAAAAUGAUACAUUGUAACAAACUGCAACCACUAUGAAUAGUCAAUUUAUUUCUUAAGAAAACAUUCUGAGUUCAAUUUUUUACCUCUAGUGAGAUCCUCCUGAAGUUUUGAAAAAUUCAUUGCAUUAACUAACGGAAGCCUGUAAAUUUUUGUUUUUGAAGGAUAUAUAAUUGCUUUUUUGGUGUUCCGAGACUUUGACGAUUUCAUCCCGUAAAGAGCUGUCGCGUAAACCGUAACUGACCUCAUUUCAAUCUAUGACACAACCAACUAGCAAUUAGAGUGAAAAUCACGCGCCAUUUCUGCUCCCGGUCAGAAAACCAGAAAGUCCUAGAGAGGGAAAAAGAUAAAAGUGUGUUGAUUUUUUGUUACAGUGUGGUCGACGGCAAACGGCAAGGCUCAAGAUGAGCAACUCCGUCCGGCGGCCAUCAUUCCUUGGUCUCAGUACCAAGCUCGCAUGAACAAGGUCAAAGAGCCCAUGAAAUAUCGAGAAACUCAGGUACUGUAACUAUUUCAUUGUAAAUAGAAAGAAUCCAUCUAAAAACGACUAUGAGUACUUCUUACACCGAAGAUUCAGUCUUUGAACGACUUCGAAGGCUUUGACCCAACUGUAGAAGAAAAACAGUCUUUAUCAUCAAGUGGAAAUUCUUACGUCGGCAAUUAUGAUCGCAACUUUGCUCUAACGCCUGAUCAGACAUCAACCUCUGUUAACAAUGAAAAAAGGUGAUAUAACUCUAUAAUUUCAUUAACUGCUCGUCUUUAGAUUGAACAAAUUGCGUGGGAAGUAUAACAGUGUCAUACGACCACAAAUAAAAGGAAGAAAACCUGCCGAACCAUCCGACUUCAUUAAAACAAAACUAAGCGAACAAGCAAUACCAGGUACUCCAAUUUUGAGUCACUAAACCAGAUGAUUUAUUUGAAGGGGAAGACGUUAAAUACAAGCCCUACAAGAGUUUGAAAGAACCUCUUCCUAGGCAACCGCUUAUCAAAACGGAAUCCAAAACACUACAGACUUUGAAUGUAAGCUUAAAAUUGACACGAGUUCCGAUUGCGUUUAUAAAAGAUGAUGCGUUGCGGUCACGAAACGGCUCAAUUCAAAAUUUAAAAACUAAAUAUCAAGUUGCGCAAGUUGUAUUAUUGUCGGCUGCACCACUAAGUUUUCAAACGUUCUCAAUGCGAUCAGAAUGCUUCAGAUUAACUGAGAAUUUCCGGUUAUCAUAGUAGUAGUUUAUUCGGAAAACAACAGUGGAUUUUCAGUCACAGAACUUGGGAAUUAUAAGCGGAGUUCCCAUGUACGCUGCGUCUUGGGAAAACGGUCAACCUCACUAUAUCCCCGAGCGGAAACCCGCUCAACUCGCUGCUAAUACUCUCCUACAAUCCGAGGCUACAAGUUUAAUAGCGAAUGUCAGUUUUUUGCGGUUUCCCCCUUUUUGAAACCAUGAUUUCAGAGCGACAAACUGGUUGAUCCUUUGUAUCAAUCGGUCGACCCCAACAUUGUCAAUACAAUAUUCUCACAGAGCCAGGCCAAAAGUGGACUGAUACCCACUGUUCCGCAAAUUCAGGUUUUCCUGUAAAAAUGCCUACUUAUAAUAUUUAUUUGUUGUAGGCUACUCAAAUGCAGCCGCUUCUAGACAAGCUUUUGGCUGAUGGAGCUUCCUUGGACCAAAUAUCGAAAAUCGCCAAAAAUUUGCUAGGCGUUGGAGACAAUGGCUCAGGAGGGGUAAAAACAAGCAAGAAAAAUUUGAUAAUAACUUUAAAUGCAGGGGGGAAGUCUUCUUGAAGCCAUGACUUCAGUUUUACGUGGAGCUCCAAGGAUUCCUCCAACGAGCUCAGCAGCGGAUGGCGAUUUUUCUCAAGUUAGCACAGCAGCUAGACCUCAACCUUCCAUAAUUGAAAAACUACUGAGCCAUGGUACUCAGAAAGUUCUAUCUUGUAUAAAUUUUUUUCCCAGCAACUUCGGCGCUCAAUGAUUCUUUAAAACAAAAACAACUCCAAGAGAACGCCGAAAAAGUAAUCGCUUCCAAAAAAGUGGCAGACCCUCCAAAUCUUGAGAACAACGUCGAGAAACUUUUGAAAAUGACUCCGGAUAGAGAAAAUUCGUUGAAGGUGGUUUUUUGAUCACAUUUGUAAAAAACGUCAGAAAACAUUAAGUUGCUUGAAAGCAUGCCGGAGGAACAGCGGAAAAUAUUGGAAGCGGCUAUCAUUUCCGGAGAAAUUGAUCCGGAAACUCCAGCCUUACAGUUAGUUUUUUUUUUUCAAAAAUCAAAAAAUAAACUUUGAUUCUAUUUAGAAGUUUGGUCAAAGAAGAUCGUACAGAAGAUUCGAAAAAAGAAAAACAAAGCCGUCUACUGGAUUGGAUCCGGUCCAAUCGUCCGAGCAAGACGCAUGACGUUAUUGUGACGUCAGAUAAGCUACCAUAUUAUGGAAAAUAUUGCGGCAGCUUUGUGGGGCAGGUAAGAGGUGAAGUAUUACAUUUAUUUCAAAUUGAAGGGUCCAGCUAGACUUGAAAAAACGGUUCCGUCCUUCUGGAGCUUUGUGGGCUGUGGAUGAUAGACGGUUCAUUGUUUCGAAAUUCUUAUUUCAGCCAAGAUCAUUACUUACAGGUAAGGAUUAAAUUGGAAAUACACCUUCAAAAAACUUUAGAAAACGUGACAUUCUGGCUGGGGCCAUCCGAGGAAAGUGGAGACAGUCUUCAAGAUAUAAUGCCGUCGACGAAUGGAUUCUAUGUUCAACCGAAACCAAUCGACGUCGCUAUUUUUGCUCUCGAAGAGUUACCGGUUCUGAACUGCAUGUGGUUUUUUUUUAAUCGAAAUUUCAGCCGCUCGAUGCUGUUUCCAGAAAGAAAAUCCUUUCAACUUCUCUUCUAGGCGGUAUGUCUCCCAUUAUUGGGAUUCCUGCCAGGAAAAGACGAGAUGGUGCUUUAUAAAAAAAGGAUUUGAACAUUUAAAAACAUAGUUCAGCUGUUAUCAACGUAACUACAGAUGAGAAGCCUCCCAUAGAUCAAAAGAAACCAAUCGAACUUCUUGUAAAGGUAUGUUUCAUUCAUUUUGAUCAAAAUUAAUUGAAGAAAAACUGCAUAAAAAUAAAAUCGAAUAGUUCUUGAACUGUAACCAAAAAGUCCAAAAAAAAAAGUGUGAGGAUUUACUCAAUCGAAGACAAACUUCCAGAACGGACUUAUCGUAAAUUUACUUAGAUCAUUUUUCAGGGAGGAGUUGUCCUUCUCAAACCAGGGCCUGAAAAAAAAUCAGCCACAUCAGCCUCUCAAACGGAUCUUCCAGUAAAGAUCAUUCCAAAGCUUGAAGAAGCACCCGAAGAAGAUACAAAACUAAGUUUCAAUAAAACUUUUGUCCCAUCUGGAUUCCGACUACAACAACCUGAAUUCGACGCAAUCGAUUCAUCAGUAUAACGCCAAUGUUUUUCCAAAAUUCGACUGCUUUCAUCUUAAAGAUUCCUCAACCGUUAGAAUGGUACGCCGGCUUCCAACCUCUUCUCAUAACUCUUCCUCACAAUAAGAAAAUCAAACAAGUUCACUGGGUCUCCUUGCGCGAUCACAAAAGAGAGGUUUGCAAGGAUAUUACAAAUAAAUUUCAAAUCACGUUCAGGAAACUGUCGCUUCAAUCCUUUUGCCCAAUGGGCCAGCGUUCCAAGUUCCUGCUGUUGUUCAGUUAAGACCGCUCUCACCAAAUGCUGGCUUCAACGUCAGCUCUGGCAGCAUUUUGGUUUGAACUCUUAAAAAUAAUUGAUAAUCAAAUACUUGGUUGAGAUCCGUGAUAUAAAAACGAUCCAAAUCAAAAGCCUCACGUUAAAAACCGAAGGAUCCUCUAUUUGGUUUAUGGUAGGCAAGGACAUUCUACCGAACGCGAACGGACACAUUGUUCCUUUAUAUGAUGAGUUUGUGGAACAUCAAUAAAAUAAUUCUGCAACUCAUGAAAAUCCAGAAAAACUGGCCGUUUUGACUGUGAAUCCCUCAAAGACUACCAAAAUGAAGAUGUGGUUCUUCGGUUACCUGGGCAAAUGGACAUGAAAGACGUAUUCUGGUUUUCAAGUGAGUUUCGAGUUAUUUUACUGGCAAUUAAUUAUACUUUUCAGUUUUUUCAAUGUCAAAUACGGUUUCCUAUUCUCACAUAUAUCUUCCGUACAAUGAUAUGCAACUGGUUCCAGAUUUAUCGGCAACUGCGGUUAUUCAAAAAAAUAAUUUCAAAUUAAUUUUGAAAUUUUUUUCAGACGCCAACAUGUAGAUAUCGUCCUUGAAUCGAAAGUCUUCCGUCCCAUCAUUUUUUUGCCAUAGAAAUAAUACUGGAAUUUUUGAUAAUAUUUCUAUCUGGACGAUCACGAUUUGUCGAUAAAUAAACCCAAAAGUUUUUGUCUUAUGCUGGAACAUGUUUAUCAAUAAAGAAGACCAUACGGGAUGUUAUUAACACUUUUCAGAAAAGAGUGUAGUCGUAGAAGCGAUUUUAUUUUUCUCCGCGCAUGACGGUCUACGAUAAUUCCUUUUCUGCAAGCACCGAAGGACGCCAAAACGUUAUUGCGACCUCUUUGUCAAGAUGUUUUCGCGCUUUCACAAUAUUCUUUUUUUGUUAGUUUUGUUUCCCUUGAUGAACUUCUCCCAUUUCAAAACAGUUUAUGCUCUAAAGUAUGAAAAAGAUUCGUUCAAGUAAUGUAUUUUUUUAAUUUCUUUUUCUAAAUUUUUUUAUAUCAAAACAAGUUUUUUUCGUUCAAAAGUAUUAUUUUUAAGUUGGAAAAAGAUGAAUCUUUAUUCAUGACAAUUGGUUUUUUUCAUUUAUAAGAAGUAUGUUAGUUCAGGUUUGGGUAUCAUCUCAUCAAUCUCAAAUUAGUUCUUGUUCUUUCCUUUGUUUUUCUUCAUGAAAAGUUUGCUUCGCGAUAAAACUCACAAAGCCAUUGCUAUGUAAGUAAAAUUAAUCAAUUUCUUAGGAAGAAACGGCCAAAAGUGCGUGAGUAUUCGGUUGCCUAGGUUUUUCGGUUCCGCCCAUAUUUUCUUCUAGAAAGGACAAUUCUUAAACAGGAUCUCCGUCACGUUGGCUGUUCCUUUAUUUCUCUUCAUUAACAAGGCUGAACGCAUUCUCCAAAUCAUUUCAGAAAAUCCAUCUGCGCUUUCCAAGGAAAAAAGUUUUCACUUUGCUUUGUAUUCCCAAAAGCCGAUUAUUUAUCAAAUAUGAAGAUUCUCUGUUCCAUUUGCUGUACUAAACCUUGUUUCUCCGGAUUUUCAUUUUGUUUCUGUGUAAAAAAAUUGAUCGUUUUCUCAAUCAAUUGAACCCAAUAAAUAAUAAAUUUCUUGGUUUUUGGAUUCUUAAGUAGGAAUCCUAGGCAACGAGACUUGGUGCGUGACAUGCUUGGCUUUAAGCAAGAAAAUAUACUCACAUUUUUUCUCAGGAGCUCCGUAAUGAGCAGCGCCUUGGCAACCGCCUGAUUCGGUUCUCAUAUCAACAUUUAGUUGCUCUCUGACUGGCAGCCAGUUAUAUACAUUUCCAGUUUAUUAAUUAUCUGGCAACAGAUUUACUCAUCUUUUUUUCUGCUCAUCAAUCUCCUCAAAGUUUAAGGAAAUUAAGAUUUCCUUUUUUUAAAAGUCAACGAGCAUUGGUUUUUUUGAAAAGAGUAAGCCAAAAAUUCGCUGGCAAGAAUUUUUUUCUCUAAAUAUAGAACUGGCAAUUUAGGGACUGCCGAAUAAAUUUACAAUUUCAGGACUACCGAAAAAUGCUAUACUCCAUUCAAUGCAAAUUUAAUAUUAGAAUAAUAAUAGGCUUUCUUUUUUUGGGCAGGAAUUGUCAGAGUUUUCUUUUUUUGUUUUUAAAAUGGGAAUAGAUUUCCCUUCUUUUUGUCCACAACUAUUUCUCUCAUUUUGUUAUCUCUUUCCCAACUCGUAACCAUCAAAAGUCAGGAAGAACUCCGCCCAUUCGGAGAAUCUUUCAGAGCGACCACGAAAAAAAAUAGUCGGCUGCGGCGGUACUCUGGCGCGUGGCCAAGCCUCUCUGCACUCUGGGGACGAAGGGCCGACGCCUGAAAGCGGCGAGAAAAAAAGAAGGAGAAGGAGGGGGCGACGCCACACACCGCCGACGCCUGUUUGGCACGCGAAGCGGUCAGAGACGCAGUUUCAGCACUCUCUGCACACUCUUGCGCGCGCUCACUCUCUUACAUGUCUCUCGACGCCUCUGCGGCGUGCAAUUGAUUGUUACAUGGGUUCUCGAACGCCUCCUCAUCUUGUAUACACAGUGUCCACCCUUUCCCCUCUCCACUUUUUGCUAUUUUCAGUUACUUCUUAUCGAUGUUUUUCCUUAUUGAAAAAUUAACUGUCAAUCGCUUGUAUUUUGGGAGACAAAGCAUUUCAAGCCCCAGAGUAGGUGAUCGAUAGGCCGCGCGGCGGAUUUCGAUCGCGGCGCGGUAGGCGUCUGACGUCAGGGCUUCUUUCGAUUUCUUAUUUUUCCGCUUUUUUGUUUUUGUGUUUUUAUAAUCUUUUCCGUUCACUGUGUCGAAGUUAUUUUUUAGAAGUCUCGUGUAAAUUUCAGUUUCGUUGUCCUUUUUCUACGUGCAAAAAUAAGGAUUCCAAUUUUUCAGAUUGUCGUUUUCAAACAUGGAAGAAGAGGGGAGAGUUUCGGAUGUGGCUCCAGCUGAAGAUGGUGGCGGCUCGGCCAAGCGGUCUGACGGAGAAGAGCGCCGUUCGCGCAAUGCAUGGGCUUCGCCUCAUCAGCCACGUGUUCCUUGGGCUUCGCCUCAUCAGGUAGACCUUAACUCAGUUUUACUUAAUGGAAAACAUUUAUUAUACGUUUUCAUGUCGUGUUUUUCCAGGAGCCGAACAACGGCGUUGUGCAACCGCGUGUUGUUCCUCCGAUUGGGAAGCCAACUAGGCACACCAAUCAACUGGACUACAUUUUGAACACCGUCAUGAAGGAAGCCAUGAAACACAAACAUUCUUGGCCCUUCAAUGCUCCUGUGGACGCUGUCAAACUUGGUAUACCGGUCAGUAACUCACUUUACUGUUUUAACGUUGAGAACAUUGAGAAUAAAUAUUUUUUCUUGUUUUACCUUCCAACUUUUCAGGAAUACCACAAGGUCAUCAAACGUCCGAUGGACUUGAAGACCAUUGAGAAACGUUUGAAGAACGUUUACUAUUACAGUGCGAAAGAUUGUCUCGAGGCGAGUUUAUCAGUGAUUGUGUGACUUUCCCAAACGGGUAUCGGAUAACUGAGAGCUUGCGUUUUUAAAUGUUAUUAGAGCGAUCAAGGUUCCUAAAAGUCCGAUAUCCUUUCUAUCAAUGAUAGGUGGUGGCAAGGCUCAUGUUGAUUUUCUGAGGACGGCAAAUUCAUUUUGCAUGACAGGCGCCCGCACAAUGAAGAAAUUUUUGUUUUGAUGUUCCUAGAAAAUUUUUUUUUCGUCUUCAAUUAAUUUAACAUAAAUCAGUUGUCGAAUAAAACAUGAUGAAAAAAAAGUUAGGAUAAAAGCGGCAAGAUCUGUGGAGCAAAUGUUGGAGGCGCCAUUGAUUUGCUACAAAACCUUUCAGUAUUGUCACUUCUACCGCGGUUCGCUCGCUUUUGAAUUAUCGAAGCCUGCAAAAAAUAUAUUAAGGGAAAUACAAGAGAUUUUGUUAAAGAACCGCAAGAUGAUAUUUUCAAUCAGAUAGUUAGAAACUUCACUAUGUACAAUUAAUUUGCAUGCGUACAUCACUUUUCCCAACAAAUAAGGUUUAAAUUAUUUUUUUGUUUUCUUACCUCCGGAAAAGACCGACCGUAUAACUUGUAUUCAAUAAAGUAAACUCCUAAUAAAUUCCCUGGAUCCGAUGCAUGACCCUUUCACUUUUCUUCUGCACAAUUUCAGUUGUUUGAAUAUAAUUUGUUUAGAUGGAACAUUUUUAAUUUCAUUACGCAUCAAGAAACUGGAUUAUUAAGAUAACGAAUUUUCAAUUGAAUUUUUCCAUUUCUAGAUGGUAUAAAAAUUACUUCUCCAUAACGCAGUUUUUAAUGACCGUUUUCGAUUGAUUACCUAGAAGUUAGAUGAAUGAAUGCACGUGAUGAAAUAACUUCUCACAGUUUUUGGUGUCCGCUUGUGCUUGUUUUAUUUAUUUUUGCAGUUCUUAACAUGCCGCCUAUUUUCGAGCUUGAAAACUUUUAAAGAAAAAAGAGCUCGCCGCUGCCGUAAAAGUGACAAUACCGAUUAGUUUUGUAGGACAUAAUGGUCAUGUUCAACAAUUGCUACACGUUCAACCCGCCGCAUUAUGGCGUUUACGUAAUGGGGAAAGAGCUGGAGCACGUGAUGCUCGACAAAAUCUCGCACAUGCCUGAAAAUGUGAGUUUAACGCUUUUCCAUUUUUUCAGGAUCUCAGCAAUGUCUUCAACAACUGUUAUAUGUUCAACCAAAAGGAUGACGAUGUUUCGAUUAUGUGUCAGAACGUCGAAAACCUUGUCAAAACCUUGGCAAAAAAUAUGCCGGAUGAGGUUUUUUAAGAAGCGAAUAUGAGUUGUCGUAAUGAAAAAGAAAAGUUAUUUCGAAAAUCUCUUUUAGAACGUGAAAAUAGAUUUAUAGAAACUAUUGUGGGAUAACCUUUAUUUUUUUCUUCAUGACAAAAAAAUAAACUAUUUGUCUUUGAAUGUUCAGUGAACAUUUUCAAAAUCUUGAUAUUGAUCAAAAUUUGUUUUUUGAGCUUUUUCAAAGACACAAAUUAUUUUUUCAAUCAGAUAAAAAAUGACGAAUUUCACUCAUUACUUUUCUUUUUAAAGGAGGAGGAGAUGUCUCGGCCAUCUUCGAACCGCCGCGGACCUAAGUCUAAGCAGAAGGAGAGAGUGCGAAUGUCGCUGACGGCGUCGAAAAAUCGACGAGGUGGGGACCCGGACCUAAACGAUUUGCCAGCGCAUGUCUCAAAAGAACAACAACGUGUAUUAGACCAUUUCCACUACGCUUCGCAAGCAGGUGUGUCUGCUUACUUCACCCCUCUCCUCUUUCUUGAUUUUUGGAUAGUUAGGAAAAGAAAUAGAAAAUUGAUAUUUUGUGAUUUUAAGUUUUCAACUGCAUCGUCUUCUUGUCAUUAUAGACUGGCAUGAUAGUUGUUGUGAAGUUGAAAAAGUAGAUGAUUUGGUAGUCUGUACCUGUUGUUGGCUUGGUCCCCGGGUCUUUGAUUCAAGCAUGGUUAUUUUCCAAUUUCAGACUGCAGAAGGUAAUUUCCCCUUUUGAACUUGGGUCUCAAAAGAUGACCUUUUGUUAUGUAGCCUAUUUUUUAGCUUCUGGCUCACGUGAGUCGUCGGUAAGGGCGCCAUCGGUGAACGAUCCUGAAACACCCAUGGAGGUGUCUGAGAGCGUGACACCGGCAGCAGCUCCACCGGUCCUUGAUGCGUCGACGUCUAGCUCAAAUGGGGUAGCGCCCAGAAAAUCAAAUUUUCACUCAAUUCCUGAUUUUAGGAUCAACGUACCCCAAAGUCAUUGAAAAGAAAAGGCGAAGAAGAGGAUAUGGGCAAAGUAAAUUCAGUUCUCUCUUAUGACUCCAUGAAUGAAGUUAUUAAGGUCAGCGCUCGUCGUGAGUCUACGCGUCCCAUCAAAAAGCCGAAUCUGUUCAUCGACUACUCGAGCCUGCAGCCGCGAUUUAAGGGAAAAUUGACUGAGUCGAUGAAGUUCUGCCAGAAGAUGAUCAAUGAGCUUUUGUCAAAAAAAUAUAAAGUGAGGGACUACUACUGUAGUUUCAUAAUAAAUAAAAAUUUUCAGAGCUUCGCUUGGCCGUUUUACGAUCCUGUUGACGUGGAAGGUCUCGGACUAUCGGACUAUUAUGAAAUCAUUGCUCAUCCCAUGGAUUUGGGUACAGUCAAAAAGAAGUUGGACAACAAGCAGUACGCAAACGCCCAAGAGUUUGCCGACGACGUGCGAUUGGUGAAUAUCGAUCACUUUGUUCACGCUGUAAUAACAACUGUUAAGAUUUGCACCAACUGCAUGACCUACAAUCCUAAGACCAAUCAGAUCCAUCAGUUCGGAGAGCAGCUGCUCAAGAUGUUCAAUGAAAAGGUGACCUCUAGAUCAAGCUUUGAAGUUUCAAAGUUACAAUUCCAGUGGCUUCACCUUCCAAAAGAUGAGGUUGUUUCGGAGUCUCCUGUGGGAUCUUACUCGGGAAGUCUUCUUAUGAUCAAGCCGGAAACAGAGGACCAGAGGAUCGAGAAACUUCUCACAAAGGUUGAAGUGAUACUCGAACUUGUCGUUAUUAAUAUAUUUUUUACAGGCGAUAGCCGAGAAACGAGCUGCUCAGGAGAAACUGGACCAACUGAACAGCGUUUGCGAGCAAUUGAAAGAAUUUCUCGCAUCUCGUCAUGAAGCUCUGAAGGCUGGAAUGGAAGAACCAAAAAUUCCACAGUCGCUUAUUGCGAAUGCUGAGAAAGUCAUGGAUGUUGUGAGUCAAUGUUAUUUUUUUAUCAAGUAAAUUAUCUUCGCUUUUCUAGCACUCGAUCGUCGAUAACCUCGUUUCUCCGGCUCCAUCAAACCGAUCUUCAAUUCGCAGCAGCACUAUUCGCGAGGAAUACAAGCCGGAGCCGUCUGUCACGCCACCUCCAACCAAACGGUAUACGAAACGUGAAUAAAAAAUCAUAUUGAUAAAUUUUAGUGUUAAAACGCAGGCGGCGCAUACACCUGCGUCGGCCCAGUCAACAACUGACCGUCCAUACUCAGGUCGCGGUCGUCGACCAGGAUCCAAGAACAAGCCGAAGAUGGUGCUCAAGAAAAAAUCGGAUCAUAAUCAUGAGGACUCCGAUGAUGAACUUGCCAUGUCUUAUGAAGACAAGCGCGCACUCAGCGCAAAGAUCAAUUUACUGCCUCCUAAUAAACUGCAGAGUGUUCUCGAAAUUAUUGAAUCUCACCAAAGUCUCAACGUUAGUUUUUUCCUUUCCGACGAUUUAUAAUGGUGAUUUGUCCAGAACGAAGCUAGUCGCGAAGAGGUGGAGAUUGAUUUUGAAGCUUUGCUUCCAGCGACACUUCGCGACCUGAGCCAAUACGUCAACCAGUCGAUUGCACGCCGCCCUAGGAAGAACAAUCGUGAGGGAAAACGACUAAAACACGAAAUGUAACCAAAAUUUCAGCUCGUCCAGCUGAUGAUAAAGAAGAGGAGAAGGUGAAGACUCCCGUGAAGAAAGCUGCGCCAGUUCUUGAAGCGGCGUCUUACGUUGAGAGCGGUAACAGACGAAACCCCAAAUCGUACUAAAUUUAGACCUUACUUCAGGUCCCAGCACUUCUGCUCUCCCGCCACCAGAGCCUGCUGCUGAACCUGAGGCGGCUUCGCCAAUUCCUGCGGAUCCUUCCAAGGACACCAAAUCUUCUUCUUCGGAGUCCUCGUCGGAAAGUUCUGAUGGAGAAGAUUCGACCACGUCUUCUUCGGAUUCUUCUGACAGUGAAGCAGGUAAACAAGCUGAACUUUAACAUACUCUAAAUUCGAAUCGUAGGACCUCGCCUUGACGAGCUCACUUCGCGUGGCCGUCCUCCGGUCCGUCCGAUUGCUCAGGCUGCCGCUAAAGGCCGCAACGGAGUGCCACCUCCCCGUAUGGGCGCCCCGCAUCCAACCUACAAAAGUAACCUCGCUCCGGCGAAACCAGCUGCCGCAAAGGCACCACCAGCUCAGCUGAAUUUGUCGGCUGAUUCUACUCUCUGUGCGUUUCAAAAAUAGUGAUGAGUUAACCUUGUUGCAUUCAGCUUCGCCGACCCAUUCGGAAGUCAUCGCCAAGUCGCAUGUUCACGCUGGAGCCAAGCCGCUUCUGGAAAAUGACAAACCAGUGGUUUCAGGAGGAGUCGGUUGGUCUCGAUCUUUAGUGCAUUUUUCUGAAACUGGACUACAGGCGUUUCUAUCCUGGACCAGUUGCUUCCGAGCUCGUCGACCGACAAAAAAGAUUCGAGCCAGCCGGUCGUCAGCAAGUCUUCUGCAAACAAGGAUUUUGAUGCUUUCAAAAUGAAGCAUAAGCAGAAAGAAGAGAAAGUAUAGAUGCUUGGAAGUGAUGAAGAAAACGAGAAUUUCUUUUUCAGCGUCGCCAGCUGCAGGCGGAAGAAGAAGCUCGCCGUCGACAGAAGUCGGAUCGGCCUUAUAACUACGAAAUGCCUCCUUUGGACCCUGACGAGGAGGCGCGCAUCAAUCGCCUCCGUGAAGAGGUACUACAUGUCGCAAUUUCUCAUUUAGUAAUAAAAAAAAAUUACAGGAGCGCAGAAAGCGUGACGCCGAGGAUAAUGUUGGCAUGACCAACCAAAUGGAACUGAUGGCCAACUUUGAAGCCAACUUCUAA